UUUACAAUACCCCAUGCAGUGCGCACAAAUGUUGCACAAGUGAUAACGUUUAAACAAACUUGAUUUGCACAUUUAAUAAUAUUGCGGACGGUUACCUUUGAUAAGAAAGUUGUUCUCAACAGUGUCGUUCGUUGGAAACUAUUAAAAUACCUUGUAAUAAUGUCGAUGCAUUUCUGGACCAUGCGUUUUGGACUUCGUCCGGUGAUGCGCAUGAGGACAUGGAGUGUUUUGUGGAAUGCAGGUUGGCGAAACAUAUCCACAAAUGAGGGAAACGAAUACGAUAUAGCAGGAAGAUGGUCUAAUGAAUUAGGAUCUAAAAAUACAUUCAGAUGCAAGAAAGGCCAGCUGGAUGGUACAUACACAUCAGCUGUUUGGAAUGCCAAGGACUACUACGAUAUUUCGGGAAGAUGUAUUGAACCAAACAAAGGUGGUGAGCUGCUUGACUGGGUUAUGGCUUGGAAAAACAAGACGUUUGGGAACUCCCAUUCAACAACAUCAUGGUCAGGGAUCUAUUAUGCUCAGGAGAAAGUUAUCCGUAUACAGUGGCCACAGUGGCUGUUGACCGACUAUAAUGGAGACUUGGAGCCCCCUCAACGCUACUGGGAAGCUACAAAGAUCAAUCAUGACGAGUUUAGAAAUAUCAAAUAGGUAGAAACAGCUUCGUAGACUAUGAUUCUAAAACUUGUGAGUAAAGAUGAAUAGAACUUAGCUAUGAAUUUUAAUAUAUAAGAUUUAAAAAAAAACAAGUAUCAACA
Mercenaria mercenaria is the source of this 755-nucleotide messenger RNA. Its product is annotated as streptavidin-V2-like. The record is from RefSeq and is a predicted model, not a curated record. NCBI's taxonomy places the organism in Eukaryota, Metazoa, Mollusca, Bivalvia, Venerida, Veneridae. The coding region runs from base 160 to 648 and encodes 162 amino acids. The transcript is spliced from 4 exons. Gene Ontology annotation, molecular function: biotin binding.